This is a messenger RNA of Tarenaya hassleriana, 3523 nucleotides long. RefSeq lists its product as uncharacterized. The transcript is spliced from 4 exons. Lineage: Eukaryota; Viridiplantae; Streptophyta; Magnoliopsida; Brassicales; Cleomaceae. The record is from RefSeq and is a predicted model, not a curated record. Bases 538 to 3336 code for a protein of 932 amino acids.
UUUUUCCCCCGUUCAGUGAGAAAGAGAAGGGAGUUCAAAAAAAUUUCCUGCAUCGACGUGAGCCAUUUCUCUCCUCCGUUCGUCUUCCUCUCUCUCUCUCUCUCUCCCCCACAAAAUCCUGGAGUGAUCCGUCUUCUCUCUCUAAGGUUCGUCUCUUACUCACUCUCCCUUUGCCGAGACUGCAUCAGGAGUUACAGCCUCUGUCUGACGAAAUCUCUCUCCUCUCCGCCUUGGCCUUGCUCUCUCUCACUCUCAGUUUGGUCUCACCUUGCUCGGAUCCACAUCACGGUUAUUUUUUUUAAUUAUACACGGGUUCGGGUUUCACGGGUACCUGGUCUUGUGUUGCGGGUAUCCGGGUUUCAUGAGAAAGAGACCGAGACAUUCCCAUCAAAACCCGAUGAGACCGAGACCAAGGAGGCAGGAGCCCACCAUAGGUGAAAUUGCGAACCAAUUGUCUCCAUCUCGGGUUUUGGGGGAAUGUAUUGAGACCUUCAUCGUGUUUGGAUUUUCCUUGGCUCGUGUCAGUUCUGUCUGAUAAUGAGCAUCAACAAAGAUGAGGCUCUUAGGGCCAAAGACAUGGCUGAGGGUUUGAUGCGAAAGGCAGAUUUCAGUGGCGCUCGGAAACUUGUGUUGAGGGCUCAAAAGCUGGACAGCAGCCUUGAGAAUAUCUCCCAUAUGAUAAUGGUAUGUGAUGUGCACUGUGCUGCGGCAGAGAAGAUGUUUGGUAAUGAGAUGAACUGGUAUGACAUCCUUCAGGUUGAGCGGAAGGCAGAUGUUGUUACGAUCAAGAAACAGUACAAGAAGCUCGCACUUCUGCUUCACCCCGACAAGAAUAAACUGCCCGGAGCUGAAGCUGCUUUCAAAUUGAUUGGCGAAGCUCAGAGAAUACUUUUGGAUAAAGAUAAAAGGUCACUCUUUGACAUGAAACUCAAUUCCGUGAACAGACCUGCACCAGCACCAUCAUAUUUUCCUCAACAGGUUCCGAGAUAUUACACUCAGCCUGUUGUCCAGACGAAUCAUAAUACUUGGAGCAACUUUGCAGGAUCCAGAUCCCGAAACUUUUGGACCUCAUGUCCGUUUUGUCGCACGAGGUAUGAAUAUGCGAGGGUACAUAUCAACAAACUUGUCAAUUGUCAGAGUUGCACAAAGGUGUUUACAUCUCUUGAAAUCCCUUGUCAAGGUGCUCCAAGGGCCAAAAGCUCAGUUCAAACAAAUUUCUCCUUUCCCCAACAGAAAAAUGUCCCAACCCAAGGCAUGAGCCAAGCAACUUAUGGUUUUCCCCAACAGCAGGAUGUUCCGAAUCAAAAUCCAUUCAGUGCAGGGCAGAAUAAUCCACAGACAUCCUCCUCGCAUUGCCCUGAAAAAGACGGUGUACCUGUUAAGGUUGGUGCUGGAAACAUCAGUGGGAAGAGAAAGAAGAUAGUUGAAUCCAGUGAAAGCUCUGACUGUGAAAGUAGCAGCGAGUCUGAAGAAGAUAUUAUAAUCGACGAGACAGGUGAUGUUACAGCUGGACAAGGGUUGGGAUCUGUUGGGGGACAGCAGCCUCGGAGGUCUGUACGUAGCAAACGCCGUGUUUCAUAUAAUGAAAAUGUUAGUGACGAUGACGACAACAUUGUAGAGCAAAAUCAAGAAGGGUCCAAUAAAAAUGGGGAUGCAAAAGAGGCAGAAGAGUCGGGAAUUCGAAAGCAAUCAGAUUGUUCCUCCAAUGGAACCUUGCCAAAUGGUAAAAACAGGAACAAGAAGUCAACAGAAAAAGAAAAUGGCCAAGUGGGAGCCUCUGGGGUAAGCUCCGAGGAUUCUGAAGUUAAGAUAAACUCUGUUUCUCAUGACUCUAAGAAGGAUACAAUGUCAGAAUGUUCAGAAGAACCAAAGAUUCUGGAAUAUGCUGAUCCAGAUUUCAAUGACUUUGAUGAGUUGAGGGAAGAUCGUAAGUUUGUAGUUGGCCAGAUCUGGGCUAUUUAUGAUACACGUGAUGGAAUGCCUCGAUUUUAUGCUUACAUCAGAAAGGUUUUUACUUCUCGUUUUAAGCUUAGUAUCACGUGGCUAGAGACAGAACCGGAUGAUGACAACGGAAUUUCAUUGGAUAACGCAGACUUGCCUAUAGGGGUUGGUAGAUUUGUGUUUGGGAACAGUGAAAUCACGGUGGAUCGUCCCAUGUUCUCUCAUGUGAUUCACUGUGGAGGAAUAAUAAACAAGAAGUCUUGUCGGGUUUUACCGAGAAAAGGGGAGACAUGGGCUCUCUUCAAGAACUGGGACAUCAACUGGUCAACUGACCCGGGUGAUUCUCCUCGUGGAUUUGAGUAUGAAUUUGCUGAGAUCUUAUCAGAUUAUUCCAAAGCGGCUGGUGCAUCUGUUGCAUUAUUGUAUAAAGUGAAAGGAUUCUCAAGUGUUUUCUGUCGGAUGGCUAAGGGUGGAUCAGACACAUUUCAGGUUCAUCCUCUUGAAUUAUACCGAUUCUCCCACAGUGUUCCAUCAUUCAGGCUGACAGGUAAAGAACGAGAAGGCGUGCCAGAAGGUUCAUAUGAACUUGACCCGGCUGCUUUACCACAAAACAUCGAAGAGGUAUCUGUUUCUGUCCCUCCGAAUGCAUCAACAGUGCAGGUGGAAUCAAGGCCGAUGUCAACAACCCAGGAUUCUUGGUCUUCGGACAGCAUCAUGAUUCCUAAAACCUGGUUCAAAAACUUCAAUACUGAUAAAUCGAAGGAAAAGUUUCAAGUUGACCAGAUAUGGGCAUUGUACGGAAAAGAGGAUGCCUUACCCAAGAACUAUGCCAAGAUUCAGAAAGUGGAACGAAAUCCGGAAGGCCCAGAACUUAAACUGCAGAUAAGCUGGCUGGAGCUGAAGUCUCUGCCAGAGAAUGUCAUCGAGUGGCAUGACAGAAAUAUGCCCGUCUGCUGCGGAACUUUCGGCUUAAAGAAAGACCGGUUGGACACGAUUACUGACGUGUCUGCUUUCUCGCAUGAGCUGGAAACGGAAUCCUCGUGGGAAAGGACCGAGUUCACCAUCCUCCCCAAGGGCGGCGAAGUUUGGGCGAUGUACAAGAACUGGAGUGACCGAAUCAAAGUCUCGGACUUGAAGAGCUCGGAAUACGACAUUGUAGAAGUACUUGAUGUGAAUGAAAGAGAAUACGGGGUUAUGACGUUGGAGCGCUUACGCAGGUUUGGCACGGUUUUCAAGAGAAGAUCCGAGGCGAGAAAGACAUUUCCGAUAUCCGAGCUGCUGAGAUUCUCCCAUCGAGUCCCGUCCUUUAGGUUAACCAGGCAGAAAAGUGGCACUCUGAGGAACUGCGUCGAGCUCGAUCCGAAGGCUUUGCCCGGAAGCGUCUUCAGUUCAUGACUCUCUGGAUGGUUCUGUUAGGGUUUUGAGAUUAAAAGAUGUGAGCUUCACCGGAAUUAGUGACGUGAAGUCAUCAGUUUAAUUUGCUGAAGCAUUGCCUGUAUAGGUUUUCGUUAGCUUAUGGCUCGUAAAGCCCGUGAAAUUGAAGAGAUUCUGGAAAGGAAUGGACGUUUGCCAAUCCUACUAA